Trichoderma asperellum CBS 433.97 is the source of this 990-nucleotide messenger RNA. RefSeq lists its product as uncharacterized. The record is from RefSeq and is a predicted model, not a curated record. NCBI's taxonomy places the organism in Eukaryota, Fungi, Ascomycota, Sordariomycetes, Hypocreales, Hypocreaceae.
AUGAACUCCACCGUCGCAAGCUGCCCCGUCCAGGGCAACUCGGAUCUCUACGGCCUGGGCAUCCGCGUCGGCAUCUACAUCCAGAUGAUCACCGUGCAGCUCUCCGGCCUCGCCAGCGCCAUUCUCAAGACCGAAGACGCCCUCGGCCAGGGCACAAUCAUCUUCGUGCUGGCCACCGGCAUCGUGCUUGUCCACCUCCUGCAGCAGGCCGCGGGCAGCUCCGUGGCAAGCGACGGCAGCACCAUCCUCCAGCCGGUCGAGGUCUUCCCCAUUCUCACGCUUCUGCUCGCCCAGGUGGGCGUCUGCCGAGUGCCGUACUGGAAGGGCCAGACGACGGCGCUCAUCUACACGUUUGAGGUGGGAGGCUUGAUUGCCCUGUUUGCCUGGUUCUGGUGGCAUGGCAUGGACACGCUGCCGCGCACAUGCCACGACGACAAGGCCUUCUUCUUCGCCAAAGUGAGCAUCUGGAAUUGGUUCCGCACUCUUAAUAAGGUGGGAUCCGUGUUUGCCAUCAUUGGCGGUGUUUUUUCGGUCGUCUUCUACCUUGGAGCCAUCAUUCUAUUCACCUUUGUCAGAGCGGCCAGUUUUGUCCGCAGAUUUCGCGGCGAAGUAGACGGAAAGUCCAGAGAGGACGACAACCCCAUGAAUUACGGGCCUCUCGAUUUCUUGGUCAAUAUCGGCGCCAUAGUCUACGUCGAGAUGGCGCUUAAGUGGAACAACAUCUCCGGUGUGCACAGCUUGGCUGCCCCUGGACAGUUCAUGCCCUUUUUCAUUGCCUUGGCUCAGCUCUUGAGCGUCUUCUACAGCUUUGCCUCGACGGCUCUGGAUUUGACUGCUGACGAUGUGAGCUUUUCUGAUUUGGGGGAUGAAGAUGACGAAGAGUUAGAAUGUCCUCACGGUAAGGAUAGAUUGCCUACUGUGAAUGAUGCAGGUAGUACAAAUGGUGUCACUAAUACGAGUGCUGUGGUCGUUGCGAAUGGAAAACAAUGA